This is a messenger RNA of Capsicum annuum, 594 nucleotides long. RefSeq lists its product as uncharacterized. The transcript has a single exon. The record is from RefSeq and is a predicted model, not a curated record. The coding region runs from base 1 to 594 and encodes 197 amino acids. Lineage: Eukaryota; Viridiplantae; Streptophyta; Magnoliopsida; Solanales; Solanaceae.
AUGACUUCUCCAACAAUUCAGAAAGAUAUUGUGAGUGCAUGUAAAAUAGAAAUCGUUAAAGCUAUUCUUAAGAAAUUAAAUGGUGACUACUUUUCCUUACUAGUUGAUGAAUCUUUUGAUGUGUCACGCAAAGAGCAAAUGGCUAUUGUAUUGCGAUAUAUUGAUAGGAUGGGAUUUGUGAUGGAGCGACUUAUUGAUAUUGUUCAUGUUCAAGAUACUAGUGCUUUAUCUCUAAAAAGGGCAAUUGUUAAUUUACUUGCUCAACAUUCCUUGAGUCUAUCAUCUGUGCGUGGAAAAUGUUACUAUGGGGCAAGUAAUAUGCAAGGUGAGAUCAAUGGUCUUAAAAUAUUGAUUAAGCAAGAAAGUAGAUUGGCUCAUUCUAUCCAUUGUUUUGCUCAUCAACUUCAACUAACUUUUGUUGGAGUCUCUAAAAAGUGUAUUGAAGUGGGAAAACUUGUAGUAUUGGUCCCAAAUAUUUUGAAUGUGUUGGGAUCUUCUUUUAAGUGUAUGGAUGAACUUCGAGAUUCUCAAAAAGACAAAAUUCAAGAGACAUUAGAUAUGGGUGAAAUUACUAUCGGUAGGGGCUUGAAUUAA